Molecule: messenger RNA, 4521 nt
Organism: Pantherophis guttatus
Lineage: Eukaryota; Metazoa; Chordata; Lepidosauria; Squamata; Colubridae
Biological process (GO): regulation of transcription by RNA polymerase II
Cellular component (GO): chromatin; PcG protein complex; transcription regulator complex
Molecular function (GO): DNA-binding transcription factor activity, RNA polymerase II-specific; RNA polymerase II cis-regulatory region sequence-specific DNA binding
Source: RefSeq, a predicted model, not a curated record
UGUCCUGUGUCCUGUCUUGCCCCUCCUCCUCAUCUCCCCCCUGGUCAAAGGGGUCUUUGUCUUGGGAUGCCUGGUGAGUUCCUCCCUGGGAAGGGAGGGAGGCUACCUGGAAUGGCGGCGUCAGGUGUGACUGUCUCUAUGGUGCCUUCAUUUGCCCUUUGAGGUUUAAAGUUUCUCUACCAGGAGAUGCCACAGUUACCAGCUGGCACUGCUUACCAGAUCCUUUACCGCUUUGAGAAUGUGCUACACCUUGGUUGUUUAUAGCUUCGGACCCUGUUUCCUUUAAGAAGAAGUUUCAGGGAACUGCGCCUCCCUACUCCUGAUGGGAUCUACCCUGGAACAAUUCAAAAAUGGAGCAAAACCUGACUGGCUCAGAAGCAGGAAGGAACUCUGAUGUUCUCCAGGUAGAGCUCGGGGCUGCCAAGACGAUGCCGGGAGAAUCCGACCACACGGUGGAUGCCCGAUGCCUUCACUUCCGGCAGUUCCGCUACGGGGAGAUCUGGGGACCCCGAGAGGUGUUCAACCGGCUCCGUGAUCUUUGCUUCCUGUGGCUCCAACCUGAGCGUCAUACAAAGAAUCAGAUCCUGGAUUUGGUGAUCCUGGAGCAGUUCCUGGCUGUCCUUCCUCCAGAGAUGGAGUGUUGGCUUCGAGAAUGUGGGCCGGAAACCAGUUCUCAGGCGGUGGCCCUGGCCGAAGGAUUCCUGCUGAGUAAAGUGGAAGAAAAGUCUCAGGAAGAGCAGCAGGGUCAGGAAAAUUUUCCAGACUUGGCCAAUGAGAUGGGGAAAGCUCCUUUGAGCAUCAGACCCAGAACAUUUUUCAGGUGGAUUGUGGAGGAGGAACCUGAGCAGAUUGCUUCUUGUCAAGGUGAAGGAAUGACGCCAGUGAUCCAGUCGAGGUGGCACCCGUAUGGAAAUGGAAUAGAAGCAACUCUUGUAGAACCACGUCAGAAUCUGGUGACUUUUGAAGAUGUGGCAGUCUACUUCACAGAUGAGGAGUGGGCAUUGCUGGAUCCAGAACAACGAUCUCUCCAUGUGGAAAUGAUGGAGGAGAACUGCGGAAAUUUGGCUUUUCUGGCCGGGGACAGCUGGAAGGCCAAAACAGAGGAAGAAGUCCAUGGGCUGUUUUUGGAAAAGGCUGCGAAUAAGGAAGAGAAAAAGCAGAGCCAGAAUAUGGAAGAGAAAAAAAAGAGGACACCUCCAUCUCAUGUUUUUCGGGAUGUUGAGAUCUGUAAAUUCCCAGCCCUAGAAACCACAUGCAAUGGGAAAAGAAGCAGCCAGUGCCUGGCAUGCGGGGAAACCUUCAGCUGCAAGUUGAGCCUUAACGCUCAUUUGAAAACCCACAAAGAGGAAAAACCCUUUAAGUGUCCCGACUGCGGGAAAAGCUUCUCGCAGAGGAAAGGCCUGAUAAGGCACGAGAGGAUUCACACAGGGGAGAAGCCUUACGCCUGCUUGGAAUGUGGGAAGAGCUUUGGUCAGAGCGCGGCCCUCAUCACCCAUCAGCGCAUUCACACCGGGGAGAAGCCGUACACUUGCCUGGAGUGCGGAAAGAGCUUCUGCCAGAAGACCACGCUGGUCCGUCACCAGCGAAUCCACACAGGCGAGAAGCCCUAUGCAUGCGGGGAGUGCGGGAAAAGUUUCAGCCAUCGGUCGCAGCUGACAUCCCACCUGAGAGUCCACACGGGAGAGAAACCGUACAAAUGUUCGGAAUGCGGGAAGAGUUUCAGCCAGAACACAAACUUGACGUUGCACCAACGAACUCACACCGGGGAGAAACCCUUCCGGUGUUUGGAGUGCGGAAGGAGUUUUAGCCACAGCUCGACUCUAAUGGCCCAUCAGAGAACUCACACGGGAGAGAAGCCGUUCACCUGCUUGGACUGCGGGCAGAGUUUUGCCCAAAACGCCAGCCUUAUUUUCCAUCAAAGGACCCACACGGGGGAAAAACCCUACACGUGUCCAGACUGUGGUAAAAGUUUUAGCACCAGCACCAGCCUGACUUCGCAUCGCCGUAUUCACACGGGCGAGAAGCCCUACGCAUGUGCCGAGUGCGGGAAGAGCUUCUGUACGAGUACAAAUCUUGUCACCCAUCAAAGGAUUCACACAGGGGAAAAGCCAUUCAAAUGUUCUGAGUGUGGGGAGAACUUCCGGAAAAAAGCCCAUCUCCUGCGCCACCACCUCACGCACACUGGGGAAAAGCCGCACAAAUGCGUGGAGUGUGGGAAGAGCUUUAGCGAGAAAAGGAACCUUAAUUCACAUCAAAGGAUCCACUCUGAGUAUUGGAGUGAGGAACCUCGCAGUAGCAGUUGGGGGCUUCCUUCUCUAAAUUCAGAUAGUCCCCCCAUUUCACAGGACUCUGGUUCUUUCCAGAGCCAUUUGCAGCACGAUUCUAAUCCAGAAGGAAAUUUGGAGUGUUUUACACUCCACUUCUCAGUGAACAGAUGACAGGGUGCAGGCGCGUGGGGCAGCUCCACCCCCACCUUAGCUUGAUUUUUAUGCCUGCGUCUUGCCCCACCUCGUACAACCAGAUGGUGUGCAGGGCUUAACUAGGACUUAUUUUUGGGGUAGGGCUUAUAUUAGGCGCAGGCAUGAAAAUUGGACUAGGGCUUGUUUUCGGAGUCGUAUUUUCAGGGAAACAUGGUAGAAUGCCAGUUUAAAUCUAAAAUAACAAAAUAGGCUUAACGUUUCUGUUUCGGAUAAUGGAUCAUGUGAAUUUCUCUCGAUUUUUAUCCAUUCGGCCAGUAGAGGUUUUCCACAAUAUAGUAGCAUUACAAAAAGGUAGAAUACCAUACAUUCAAAUCCAGGCAGUCCUUGAGUUACAAUCAUUCGUUUAGUGACCAAAGUUACAGCAGCCCUGAGAAAGUAAUUGAUCAGUCCUCACACUUAAUGACACUGAAGGAUCCCCAGUCACAUGGUCAAAAUUUAGGCACUUAGCCACUGCAUGUAUAGUAUUCACAGCAGAGUAUUUACAGCAGUUCCCCAACCUUUCUGGGUUGGCAACCCUGAAUGAGGGGAUGGUUUUGUGGGAGGGGGAGGCACUGUUGCUCAUGCAAGUGGGGUGCAAGCGCCUGUGACCCUUGCGUGAGUGGGGCCAUGAGUGUUCUGCCCCAGCUACCGACCCCAAAGAAUGCAGCACACACAAAGUGUACAAACCUUAGUUUACUAAAUUAAAUCAGUCUUUUUCAAACAGAGGCUGUUAAUUAACUUUCUUAACAGCCUACAAGAAUCCGAAGAAUAAAUAAUCGUAAUCUUACUAUGGUUGGCAGAAAGCCCAGAAGCAAUUUGCAGAGAACUAAGAUCAAGACACGAAGGAGAGUGAACAAAGUUGUUCCCUGCAAAUUGCCUCAGUCGUCGUCCUUCCUUAAAUAGGCUAAGAGAGUGGCCGAUUAGUCCCAAGCCUUACUCUCGAGGAGACUUCCUUCUGAGGAGCCACUCCUGCCUUUUGGCAACUCUGCGUGCCCGUGCAUCAAGAAGAGGCUCCUCCUCUUCAUCCUCUUUACUUAAGGGAGCUUCUGGAGCUUCUGAAGGCCCUGGCUGAAUCCCCGCCUCUGGCACCACAUCUUCUCCAGCCUCCUCAUUGUCUGACUCGAGUGCCAGCUGCACAGGCUGCUGGCGCAGCACCACACCAGCCUCCUCGCUGUUGGAAUCAGCUACUAGCUGCACAGGCCACUGACGGGCCACAACAGAGCGCAUCUGCAAUGACACUUGACCGAGUGGGGGUGCAAGUGCCCAUGACGAUGCAUGAGUGGGGCUCCGAGCAUCCACAACAACGCUCGCAUGAGUGACACCACAAGCACCUGUGAUGCUUGCGUGAAUGGGCUGUGAUUGCCUGCAUGAGUGGGACACUCAUGCAAGUGGGGCUGUGCACGCGAGCACAUGCACAUGCACCGGCCAGCUACUCAUAUAGCAUGGUGGCCAAUAGGCCAUGGCCCAGUAGCGGGCCACAGCCCAGAGGUUGGGAACUCCUGGUUUAUAUCAUCUUGGGGUCAUAUGAUCACUAGCUGAUUUCUGACAAGCAAAAUCAAUGGAGGAAGUCAGAUUCACUUAGCAACUAUAUGAUUCAUUUAAUAACUGCAGUGAUUUCCUCACCUGGGGCAAAAAAAAGCUCAUAAAUCGCUCCUUUUUUUUUUUUUUUUUUUUUUAAUUUGAUUUAUAUGCCGCCCUUCUCCGAAGACUCAGGGCGGCUUACAAUGUGCGAUUCCCUUAACAACUGUUUUGCUUAGCGAUAAAAAUCCUGGUUCCAAUUGUGGUUGUAAACUGAGGACUACCUGCAAUUGAAUAUUUGGCUGCAAGGAAGAACUGAGCUCUCAUAUUUGAUCGGAGCAAAGUGUGAGCUGCUCCAGACCAGGGGUGAAAUGCUCCCGGUUUGGACUGGAUCGCCUGAUCCGGUAGCGAUGGAGGCGGGUGGUUCGGAGAACCGGUAGCAAAAAUCCCUGCCCCCCCCAUGUCCAGCUGAGCCGCGCAAUCAUCAGAGGCUUUUUUUUUAGUUUUUAAAAGCAUUUAUUAAAUGCUUUUAAGAGCCUCUGAC